Penicillium riverlandense is the source of this 1305-nucleotide messenger RNA. Its product is annotated as TFIIH complex kinase subunit CCL1. The record is from RefSeq and is a predicted model, not a curated record. Gene Ontology annotation, biological process: regulation of cyclin-dependent protein serine/threonine kinase activity; regulation of transcription by RNA polymerase II. NCBI's taxonomy places the organism in Eukaryota, Fungi, Ascomycota, Eurotiomycetes, Eurotiales, Aspergillaceae. Gene Ontology annotation, molecular function: cyclin-dependent protein serine/threonine kinase regulator activity. The transcript is spliced from 2 exons. The coding region runs from base 1 to 1305 and encodes 434 amino acids. Gene Ontology annotation, cellular component: transcription factor TFIIK complex; nucleus.
AUGAUCGAAGACGACAUCUACCGCACAUCCUCCCAGUUCCGCUUAUGGUCCUACACCGAAACCUCUUUACAGUCUCUACGCGCCAAUACCAAUGCAGCUGCCAGCGAGCGCGUACGAACGGCCUUACGCCGGGCCCGUGAGGCGCAACAAUCGACCGCAUCCUCUGCUGUGGGAACGCCGAUGACGAGCCAGCCGGGGAGCGAAAGUGAAGGCAGGGGAAAUGAGGAAAAGGAGAUUGACUGUUUAACACCAGAUGAAGAGCUGGUGUUUGUGCGGUAUUACUGUGAGCAGCUGCUGGAGCUCGGGGAGACCUACAAACCGCCACUGCCGACACUGGUCCGGGCCACCGCAAUCCAGUACCUCCGCCGCUUCUAUUUGUCCAACUCGCCCAUGACCUACAACCCCAAACAAAUCAUGGCGUGCGCGCUCUUCGUGGCGACCAAGACCGAGAACUAUUACAUGUCCCUACGGCAAUUCGCCGAUGGCAUCCCAGGAAACACGACCACGGAGGAUGUCCUUGCCCCCGAAUUCCUGCUCAUGCAGGGACUGCGCUUCACAUUUGACGUUCGACACCCAUUCCGCGGCCUCGAAGGAGGCGCCAUGGAGCUCACGGCCAUCGCUCAAGGCAGUGGCCAGCCAGCACCUCACAUGGUGCACCAAACACCAGAAGACCUUCGUCAGGGCCUGAUGUCCAUCGCUCCUCCUCCCGUUCCCUCAUCCUCGAUUACAGACCGCAUCGGACGCGCGCACGGCACCACGCGCGAGAUGCUCAAGUCCGCCGCGCAGAUGACAGACGCGUACUUCCUCUAUACACCCUCCCAAAUCUGGCUAUCAGCGUUUCUCCUCGCAGACCGCCCCCUCGCCGAAUUCUACCUCGACACCAAACUCGGCGGACCGCUCACAAACACCACCGCCUCCACAGAGAACCCCAACAACCUCCAAAACCCUCUCUACGAUCUCCGCACAAAAGUCCUCGCCAUCUUAAACGACUGCGCUGCCCUCCUCGAAUCUUACACGCCUCUCUCAUCUGACCCAGCACAGAUGAAAAAUCUCAAGCGCAUCGCAAAGAAGCUUUAUCACUGCCAGAACCCAGAAAAGGUCAAUUUAGCCGCGAUCCAAAAGCGCGGAUCUCAGCCUCCUCCAUCCCGGGCCGCGUCUAGUGCUGCUGCUGACUCUGGGGCCGUAACCUCUGAGAGCGAAUCGGAUCGUCUAGCGAAGAAGCGGAAGCUGGAGCGAGAGCAGAAGAAUCACAUGGCCGAUCCGUUUGGACCGCCACUGGUGACAGAGCGGACUAAGGGGCACUGA